Striga hermonthica is the source of this 744-nucleotide messenger RNA. NCBI's taxonomy places the organism in Eukaryota, Viridiplantae, Streptophyta, Magnoliopsida, Lamiales, Orobanchaceae. The record is from the annotation of a GenBank genome assembly.
AUGAAGUCUUGGUCGAGGGAGGUGUGGAGCAGGGAGUCGAAUUGGAUAGGGUACGUGGCCGUGGCCAGUGAGGAGGGGCGCGCGGUUUUGGGGAGGCGGGACAUUUUGGUGGCGUGGAGAGGCACGAUUAGGACGCUCGAGUGGAUGAACGAUUUUGAGUUUGCUUCGGUCUCGGCUCCCGAGAUCUUCAGAGGGGACGUGGGACCGAAGGUGCAUCUCGGGUGGUACUCUGUUUACACGUCGGACGAUCCAAAGUCCCCGUUUAAUAAGACAAGCGCGCGGGACCAGGUUCUUACUGAGGUGAACCGAUUAGUCGAGCUCCCGCGAGUUGGGGACGACAAGUUUCGUAAAUUCUUCUCGACAUUACAAGACAUCUGUGUCCUGCGCGUUCGGAAUGCCCGGGACGUGGUCCCCACGUACCCCUUCGUCGGGUACUCGGAUGUGGGCCAGGAGCUGGCGAUCGACACGGAGAAGUCAGGCUACCUGAAGGGUUUUUCGGGGAAUCUGGACACGUGGCACAGCUUGGAGAUUUACCUGCACGGGGUGGCCGGGACGCAGGGGAGCAGAGGGGGGUUUAGGCUGGAGGUGGAACGAGAUAUAGCGCUCGUCAACAAGCAUUUGGAUGGUCUGAAGGACGAGCAUUGCGUGCCGGUUGGGUGGUGGUGCGAGAGGAAUAAGGGGAUGGUGCAGAAGGAGGAUGGGUCUUGGGAGUUGGUGGAUCAUGAGGAUGAUGUUGAGUUUUGA